AUGUCUUUAAAAAAAGUGUGCGUCGUGUACGAGACGGUCCCGUGCCGGGCGCUGGGGCUGGUGCUCAGGUACGUGGGCGGACGCGUCCUUGUCACCGAGGUGCUGCCCGAGAGCCAGGCGGAGCUGGACGAGGUGGUGCUGGCCGGCGACGUCCUCGACGAGAUCAACGGCCGCUCGCUGAGGAACGCGUGCGGCGGGCAGGCUGGCGCAGCGCUGCAGAAGCUGAAGGGCCAGCCGCUGAGCUUGCGCCUGCUGCGGUGGCGGUGGCACGACGGAGGGGUCUUCGCGCCCCUGCUGCCCUACCUGAAGGUGCUGAAGGAGAAAGAUCCCGGCUUCCAGCUCCAGCACGGCCCCCGGCGCGCGGCGCGGCGGGACCCGCGGCGGCUGCAGGGCGGCAGGCUGCUCUAUAAGCUGCGGUACCUGGGCCGGACCGGCGUCGGGAAGGCCGGUGGCAAGGAGGUGCUGGAGCAGGGCAUCCCCGCCGUGCUGCGGAGGAGGUUGCCAGCACGGGAGGUUUUGUUUGAUGUGAAGGAAACAGAAGUUCUCAUACAGGAGAAGACUUCUUCCAAGGUCCUGUUCCGCUACGCGUAUCCAGAGAUCUCCUGCGUGGGACGCCGCCUGGGCAGCAGCAAUUUAUUUGCCUUCUGCAUUGCCGUUUCCCCGGAGAGCCCUGAAGGGAGCACAUUUGACUGUCUAGUGUUUGAAUCGAAUUCUGAGCAAGAAUGUGAAGAAAUUAUCAAGAGAAUUGCUGCAGGAUUUAAACACACUGAAUGGUUUGUCUGAUAAGGGAGAGCAGUGGCUCUAGCUGUGAGCUUCCCCUCAGCACUCUGGUGACCCAGCCCUGUUCACAGCCCAGCCUUAGUCUGAAACACGGGAGAUCCUGACAGCGGCCGCCUUGGAGUAAGAUGUAGGUUCCGCCUCUUAUGAACUGGUAUUUUUAAACUGUCAGGACACUGUUGUGGAAGGAAGUGCUUUAAAUGCAUCCUGCCUUAAAGACUUACACAGAAGACCAAUGUUGACUUACUGUUGUCCACUCUCCUUUUUGCAAACUACUGCUUUUUCAUUUUUUCCAGGAGCUUUAAUUUCAUCGAAAUAAAUCAAAAUGGACUAAUUUCA
Messenger RNA from Rhea pennata, 1116 nucleotides. RefSeq lists its product as uncharacterized. Gene Ontology annotation, molecular function: protein binding. The coding region runs from base 1 to 783 and encodes 260 amino acids. The record is from RefSeq and is a predicted model, not a curated record. Lineage: Eukaryota; Metazoa; Chordata; Aves; Rheiformes; Rheidae. The transcript is spliced from 10 exons.